Messenger RNA from Danio rerio (zebrafish), 2602 nucleotides. The record is from RefSeq and is a predicted model, not a curated record. NCBI's taxonomy places the organism in Eukaryota, Metazoa, Chordata, Actinopteri, Cypriniformes, Danionidae.
AUCUGCAUUUACUCAAAAUGAGUUAAUUUUACAAGAAACGGUGAAAGACACCCCCUUGUGUUGGUGAAAAUGAUCAGAGUUGUAUUCUACGUCGUUAACUUUGCUCUGUUAAGCUCCGCCCCUCAAUCUACCCCCUGCAGAGAACGUGUUGGAGUUUUGUCGGCGCCAUUUUCUGCUCCCUCGUGCGUAUAGGUAAGCUCUCUUGUUUAACGUCUUAAAACAUCAUUUUAUCGAUUUAUAUGAGUAAAUGUGCUAACACAACGGUAUAUGUUGUACUUUGAUGCGUUUUGUUUGUUAAAACAUUGAUUAUGAGUCACUUUGUGACCGUGUCAUUCCAUCGAUUUUAUCACAGUGUGGUCACCUUAACGUUAAAGAUAAAGCUUAAACGAUGCCAAUGAUCUUACUUAAAUUGUUUUUGCGAUUUCUAAUCUUACUUUUAUAUCCAUUUAGUUUUGUACUGUGAACUCUCUGAAGAAGACGGUAACGUUAGGCUACAUUUAGCCUCGAAGUUUUGCUUUCAAGAGCAACUCUGCAAUGCUCCAGGUAACUGUUAGUUUCUGUGCAUAUAAGGCUCUACAGAUCACAUCAGCAUGCUGGUAAAGGUGAAAUUUGGGGAUGCACAAAAGUUUGUUAAAAUAGCCAAUCUGAACCUGGAGGACUUUUUGUCUGCAGCCUUUUUGAAGUUUGGGGUUCCAAAUGUACCUGAGAACGUGAAGGUUGUGGAUGAAUCUGGGACUGAGGUGGAUGGUGAUGUUUUUGAAGAGUUAAUCAAAGAUCCCUCCGUUGGCGUUCUCACCAUAAAACAUGGUGCAGAUUUGGAACCGGCCUCUCCACAAUCAUCUUCUAUGCAUUUAGAUCAGUCUCUGUCUUCAUCCUUUGACUCCCUUGACUCUCAGGAUACAGUCAUUAUUGAAGAAGGCCCUGACAGUAAGCGAAUGAAGCUGGAUGAUGAAGCAAAAAAGCUGGUGCAAUCUGUUCUUGUCAAGAAACCUGGAGGUGAGAGUGUAAUAAAUGAGUAUAACAGAACAAAGGCUUUAAAGGAUGAAACGAGGAGAAAAAUGGUUAAUAUCCUGGCAGCUGAUAUGACCGAAAAAAAUGGAGGGUCCCCACCAAGGCUGGUCAAAGAAAAAUAUGCCAGAGGAAUCGUGGCUUUGUUUCCUUACCUCAGUGACCCCUAUUCCAAAAAUGGCUUUGAGCAUUACUAUGAUGGUGAGAGUGGCACCGGAUAUUUGGCAUGGAGAAUCAAAACUAUUCAGAGAAACCUGGCUAAAGAACGACGAGGAUCAUUUGAAGGUCAAGUGUCGUAUGCUGAGCGGGGAUCCGGUGGACCAACUGUAGCAAGGCAUUCAAAGUUUACUUCAGAGAUUGUCCUGAGUGAGGAUGAAUGCAAGGAAGCAAUUGCAUUCAUGAACCAUUCUGCUGAUGAGGAUGCCAUCAAGAAGAAAAUGAAACUGACAUUUGACUAUCGUCGUAAGAUGGUUCUUGAUCCCAUGCAGUCCAGUGAUCUAUUGACAAUUUUUCCUCGUUUCAAGGACAUUAAAGGCUUGAUUGAGCAAGACUUUGUUCUGAUGUUUGGAGAAGGAGUGUCAGGCAAGCUGCUAGAGAAGUGGACAACAGCGUUCAAGAAAAAAGUCAUUCAGCAGUGCAAAAGACUUCCUGCAACCAGCGAUUUACAGGAACUUUUGCUAGCAGCAGAAUCUCUUCGUGAUGACACUGAAAAUGAUGUUCAUAUUGUUUGGGACAGCGACCUUGCUUCAGUACUACUACUGUUGCAUCUGAUUCCACCAUCUGCUCAAGGCCGGAAGAGACCAGGGAAAGUUUCUGCUUCUCAAGCAGAAAAUCAUCUUGUUGUCUUCAAGAAGAGUGGAACAAACAUUGAGGAGCAGCUGCAAGACAUCUCUGCGAGCGCUCAGCCCUAUCUCCUGGCUGUAGGUCCUCAGAAGGAUUCAAUUCACCAGUUCUUCAUCAUCCUUGAUCAGCAUGCCAUUCCAUGCAAGUCCACCUCUUCUCUUGGUGCCUUUGAUGAACUGUUUAAGGCACAUUAUGUUUUUGGCACCUCUUACAACACCAUGCUGCACAACAUGUACACUUUCAUUCAAACCACUGUGUACAACAUAGAUGUUGGGAAAGUUAAAGAAAGUCCUCGUGUUGCUGAGGUUAGGGCAAGGCUGCUUAACUAGGUGCCUAAAGUUCCAGUGCACUCAUGAAGUGUUUGUUUGUGAGACUGAAUUAAAUGGUUCAAAAAUGCUUGUUAGGCACUUCAGAUUUGUUCAUGGUUUGGUUCCUGGAAAGAGCCUUCGACUUAAAUGUGUAGAGGCAGGAUGCGGUUCUGAGUUUUGUACCUUCUCAGGUUUUAGAAAACAUUUGAAUAUAAAACAUCCUGAACAAUGUGAACAGAGUUGUGACCCUAGUGGCAUCUGUGAGACAGAGGAAGAAAAUAGUGCUGCAAUGUUUCACCAGAGUGACAGUGCUGAAGAUGUGGCCACAACAUCUGUAAUGCUAAAGUCUAAUAAGAACACUUUAGAUAUGUGUGCGUCUGCUGUUGCACAACUGAAAGUUGCUGGUUUAAGUCAGUCUGCAAUAAAUGGUUUUGUUUCAUCUA